This is a messenger RNA of Melampsora larici-populina 98AG31, 1050 nucleotides long. RefSeq lists its product as uncharacterized. The coding region runs from base 1 to 1050 and encodes 349 amino acids. The record is from RefSeq and is a predicted model, not a curated record. NCBI's taxonomy places the organism in Eukaryota, Fungi, Basidiomycota, Pucciniomycetes, Pucciniales, Melampsoraceae. The transcript has 6 exons.
AUGCAUAUUUCCUUCGCUUAUCUUGGCUUUGUGCUUGCUGCCUCCGCUGCUGCCAGUUCGCGUCAUUUGGCGAGAACCGACACAGUUGCUCGGUUGAGCGUUCGUAGUGAAGAACAGGCCGGCGGAGACGACCAUCUCAAGAUGAAGUGUUUUGGUGGCUGUGGUGGAGGUCUUCCUAUCCCUGGGCCCACUUCAUGCUGGAAUGCUCCGGUCGUCUUCCACGGCGGCGGAGGUUUACCGCCGAUGAAUACCUUCUUUUCAACCGUUCAAAGCUACACGGUCAUCACCUCCAACACCGUCAACAUCUGGAACGGUGGCCUAGACCCUCAAUCCAUCUUACUUCAGUUCCAAAUCAUGGUCACCAGUCUUUCAACUCUGUUCUCCACUUUACAAGGCGGAUGUUCCUUCCAAGGGAACCCUCAAGUCUUCAUCUCCACUUUUUCCCCCCUGAUCAUUCAAAUCCAAAGCAUGCUCACGAUUAUCACCACUCAAUGUGCUGGUACAAUUGCUGCCUUCCAAUCCUCCUUUGCCGUCCUAUCUGUCUUGGUGCAAUCGAUCGUCGGUGUUGCAAUCACCUUUCAUGUCGAGGUUCAACAAUUCUUCGCGGCCUGCAACUUCAACCCUCAGCUCUGGUCACCUCUUGGUUUCCCAGUCGAUAGCUGGAUCCACGGAGGUGCUGGUGUAUUCCCCGGAGGUCCGGGUGUGAUCCCCGGAGGUCCUGGUGGAUUCCCUGGAGUUCCCGGUGUGAUCCCCGGAGGUCCUGGUGGAUUCCCUGGAGGUCCCGGUGUGAUCCCCGGAGGUCCUGGUGUAUUCCCCGGAGGUCCUGGUGUUGUCCCUGGCGGUGUACCAGUUCCAGUACCUGGAGGUGGUGCCAUCGGCUGUUUCCGACCACUUGGUCUCCUCGGUACCUUACUCCACGUCCUCAUUGUAAUCCUCGACCCUCUCUUCCACGGCCUUGGUGCGCUCUUGCAAGGUGUUGGUCUCCUGGUCGCAAACCUUGGUACAGCUGUGGGCGGUCUUCUUGAUGGUGGUCUCCUCGGUUUGAUCUAG